UCCUCACCAUCCCUAACGACCUUACCAACCACUUGGCGCCAUUUUCUUCAGAAGAACUGAAAAAGCAAAGAGGUAGCUCAGCAAACGACCAUGCUCCUCGCACCACCCGGCCAUUGCCUUUUUCCGCUUCGCCGCAUCCACAAACCCUACUCACUAAGCAGAACUCGGACGACUCGGUUCUGCUGCAGGGCAAGUCUGAAUCUGAUCACGAACUCUGACUCGUUCGAGGUGGGUCGACUUAUUGGGAGCUAUGGCUUCAUGAAUAUCACUAGCUCUUCGGGGUCUCCUUUGGGCGCGGAUGCUGAGUACUCAUCGGGGGAUGUGGGGCGGUUGAGAGUCCAAGAUGUAGGAGAAGGCAGUGUAAAGAUCAGGCUGUAUGAUGGGAGAGUCUCUCAGGGUCCGCUGAGAGGGACUCCAGUUGUUUUUAAGGUUUAUCCUGGACAACGGGCUGGUGGGAAUGAGGCAGAUAUGAUGGCUGCUAAUGAGCUAAAUGCUCACUUAUUCCUUCAAAACAAUUCAAAUGACAUCUGUCAGAAUCUUGUGUUACUCAUAGGUGGGUUUGAAACGAAAACUGGGGAGCAGUGGCUUGCUUUUCGCAAUCACGGGAAAGCUAGUGCAGCAGAUUAUGCCAAAGUGAUGAGUGAAAGAGUGUCAAAAACCCGUGCUGACGGAGGACAAGUUUGGAAUAAUUUUGAACAAGAGGAAACUAUCAAACGCAGAAGAUAUUUUGUUACAAAGCUGCUGCAGGGCAUUAUGAGAGGUUUAGCUUACAUGCAUGAUCGUGAGAGGUUGCACCAGAGUCUUGGACCAGCUUCUGUUAUUCUUAACACAAUUGUAGAGAGAGAUGCUGUUUACUUAGUCCCUCGACUUCGGGAUCUAGCAUUUUCUGUUGACAUUGGGUACACAAAGCUAGAAGGGGAUCCUGGAUUACUCUCGGAUGGACUUUGGAGACGAGCGUCUACUGCUGGUGCAUUCACUCCUAUGGAAAAAAGAGCCUUCGGAAUAGCAGAUGACAUAUAUGAGGCAGGUCUUCUCUUGGCAUACUUAGCAUUCUUACCAUUCUGUGAAGCAGGGAUAAUGGAUGGCCUUUCGUUGCAAAGGCUUUUGGAGAGCACUUUCCAACUUGAUAUCGGAGCAACAAGAGAAUACUGUUUAGCAGAUGACCGGCUAUUAGAUGCCGUAAAUUUUCUGGAUCUUGGAGAUGGUGCUGGUUGGGAGUUACUCCAGGCAAUGUUGAAUCCAGACUUCCGAAAACGGCCAACUGCACAGGCUGUUCUGAAUCAUCGGUUCAUGACGGUUGGCAGCCUUUGAGACUUUGGAUCGAAGCAUUUGGUUUGUUGUUGUGUAUAUCGAAAGAUAAAUGUACAUGGAACAUACAUCAAAUGAAUUGAAAUUUAUUUGCAGAAAUAUAUGGUUGAUGUUGUUUUGCAACAA
Malus domestica (apple) is the source of this 1434-nucleotide messenger RNA. RefSeq lists its product as uncharacterized. Gene Ontology annotation, cellular component: chloroplast. The record is from RefSeq and is a predicted model, not a curated record. Gene Ontology annotation, molecular function: protein kinase activity; ATP binding. Lineage: Eukaryota; Viridiplantae; Streptophyta; Magnoliopsida; Rosales; Rosaceae. Gene Ontology annotation, biological process: protein phosphorylation.